Messenger RNA from Cryptosporidium ubiquitum, 1749 nucleotides. RefSeq lists its product as uncharacterized. The coding region runs from base 1 to 1749 and encodes 582 amino acids. The record is from RefSeq and is a predicted model, not a curated record. The transcript has a single exon. Lineage: Eukaryota; Apicomplexa; Conoidasida; Eucoccidiorida; Cryptosporidiidae.
AUGAAUAAUAUGAAGUUUAUGUUGUAUUUUGGAUUUUUGGUUUACGUUAUUGGAUCAUUUGUGAAUGCUGAGAAUCUUCCUCUUCCUCUUCAAAAGAAUAAAAUAUGUGAACAUUGUAUUUUAAAAGAAGAACCAAUUGUUGAUACAAAGGUUACAGGAGCUUAUUUAGUAGUAGAAAAGGAAACAACUGUUUCUCAGCCUACAGAAAAACAUAUUAAUCCUUUCAAUACUGUUCCAAGUCCACCAAAAGUUGGAAUUGAAGAUCAUGGUAAUGAAGGAUUUGAUCUUAAAGAGUUAGAUCUUAAAGUUGGUGAAGUUCCACACGUUGUACCCGAGCCAAGGUAUAUCCCAGAUGUGAAAGUAUACGAUUCUCAACUUGAAGAGCUAUCAUUCCCGGAGAAUACUGACUCAGAAAUGCAAUCAGAGACAGAAGAUGAAGAUAGUGAUCAAGAAGAACUUAUUUUAACUCGUAUACAACUUGGAGGAAAUUUGGACUUAGUUUCAAAGAGAAAUGAGAAUGGUCAGAUAGAAAUUCAGAAUAUCGAUAAAUUUGAUAUAUGUUGCACUGAGGUCGGAACAGAGUCUAAGCUAAAGUCCAGAUCUAGGCUUAGAGGAAAGGAAUCUCAAAUUAAGAAAGAAUGUGAUUGCAUUGGUAGUAAUAGUACUAGUUUCUUAACCUAUGAUCUCUUGAAAUUAGAGUCUGUCAAAAAACCCGCUAAUUGCACUGAAGAACCAUCUCCAGCAAAAGAGGAGUUAUACCAGAAUAAUACUAGUCAUGCUAUUAGGAAGCUUAUUGCUAGUUCAGAGUCUGAAAAAUGUGAGUUGUGUACAGAGGAGAGAAGGUGCUUCUAUCAUAAUGGAAAGAAAACCCACAAGCCUAUAGAAGGUUCGCCAUCUACCGCUUCUAGUGAUGUUCCUAACACUUCUUCUACUACUACUACUACUACUACUACUACUACUACCUCUACCACUACUACUACUACUACUACUACUACUACUACUACUACUACUACCACUACUACUACCACCACUACCACUACUACCACCACUACUACUACCACUCCUUUCCCGCCUUCAAUAUCAGAUGAUGAAAGAUCACCAUUUGUGAGUGAUAUGUCCAAUGAUGAAGUUCCAUUACAGGAAAACUUGGGAAAGCCUCAAACUGGUGAUGUUAACGAUGAUAUAGAUAUGCAUACUUUAUUAGAUAAUAUGAACACCUUAGUCAAAAUAGUUAAGGAAGGCAAAGAGGAGCAGGUUAAAACUCAGGUAGAGCUUCGCAAAGAAAGGGAGUUAUUGACUAAGGUUAUUUUAGAUCUUAGGGAUUCCAAAGAUUUAACACAAUUAUAUAUACAGCUAGCUAAGCUUGAGAUGGAGAUUAAUUUGGUGAGACAAAAUAUUGAACAACUUAAUAGAGAAUUGGAGAAAGCUAAGUCAUCUAGCAACUUGCUUACUCAAUAUGAGAACCAAAACAAUGCAGAAUUAGAAACUGCCAAGCAUAGAGUAUCUAGGAAUGGAGUUCCUUCAGCAAAGCUUGUUAAAAUCAUAUCGAGACUUGAAAAGAGAAAAGUUACUACCCAGGGUCUACAGAUAGAUGUUUCUAGAAGGAUUGAAAGUUUAUUACAAAGUAUUUCCAAAAAUGAAGCCCGAAUUUCCGAAUUAUUAGAGCAGAAAUCAAAUAUUGAAGCUAAGAUAGAAAAAGUCUCUAGUGAAGAGAGAUUGUCAUUUGAAAAGUCAAAAGAAAAGCACUAA